AUGAUGGACAUGGAAAUGAACGCCGAUCUGGACAGGGAUGGGGGUAGCGACACCGGGGAGGCCUCCUCGGAGGGCAGCUCCGCAGCUAGCGUCUACUGCACGUUGGAGCAGGACUUUGCCCGAGUGAUCGGCGAGAUGAAAUCUAACGAGGCCCUGGCGGCCUACGCGACCGAGUUCACGCGGAUCUUCGAGUCGCUGUACAAGUCCCAGCAGCAGGAGCGCGAGCUCCAGCAAAGGUGCGAGCUACUCGAGGGGGAGCUGUCGGUGGCGUGCGAGAAGAUCAUCGCGCUCGACGGCCGGGCGGAGAGCGACGCGUCUGCCAUCGGCCAACUACAGGCCGAGCUCGCCAAUAGCAAGGCCCUGGCCGACGCGGCGCACACGCGCGAGCAAAAGGGCCAGCACAUCGUGGAGAACCUCCGGCUCUCCGUCGCCAAACUCAGCACCGAGCUCGAGCUCAAGAACAAGCAGCUAGCCGCCGAGGAGACGGAUAAGCAGCAGCAGAAGGACGGGUUGGCCAAGGAGCGGGAGCGGCUGGCGAACGAGCUCGAGGCCACGAAGCAGCGCUUGAAGAGCAUCAGUAACUACAAGCAAGAGCUUGAGACGAAGCUGAGCGAAACCGAGCAGCGGGCCACGGAGCUGCAGGACAAAGUCGAUCAUCAAUUCAACGAGCUGACCAAGGAAAAGAGGGAGCGCGAUCGUGCCGAUUCCGACCUUCAAGCUCUACAUCAGCAGUUCGAGAUGCGCCUCGCCGAUUUGCAGGCAGCCGAGGAUAGUCUCAAAACGAUGACGAAGAACGCCGACAAGCAGGAGCAGCAGCUAAGGGAACAGGCGCUCGAAAACGAUAAAAGGAAAAAAGAGAUAAAGGCGUUGCUGGGGAAGCAGGCGUCGAUGAAAAUGGAGGCGGACCGGUUGCAGCAGCGCCACGAGAAGGCCUCCAAGGAGCUGUUCGAGAAGAACGAGACCAUCCGAGAAUUGAUGAGGGAGUUGCAUAGAGUGAAAGAGGAAGCGGCAAAGCUGAGGUCGGACAAGGAGAGCACGUCGAAGAAGCUGGCCAAGGAGGCGAGCUUGAGGAACAGGAGCGAGGAGAGCUCCAAGCGGCUGGACGCGAGCUUGAAGAAGGCAGAGAUGGAGAUCACGGCCAUGAGGCGGCAAGCCGAGCUCGACAGGAAGGCCAACGAGAAGCUGGGCCGCGAGAAGGAAGCCACCGUGAGGAGCAACCUCGGCCUCGAGGACCUCAACAAGAAGCUGGCUCUGGAGACCCGACUGCUGGAACAGACCAACCGGAAGCUCGAGGCCAGCUUGGAAGAGGCCGGCGAGGAACUGAACUUGCUCAGGCGAAACUUGAAGAAUUUGGAGAAGGAGAGGGACAGGUGCGCCAUCGAGUCGCGGGAGUUAACCGAGAAGGUGGAGGAUUGCGCCGAGGAAGUGAAGAUGAGCCGGCUCGAGACGAGCGACUUCCAGAAGCAGCUGACGGACGCGGAGACCCGGAUACGCCAGCAGCAGACGCUCUUCGAGGACGUGAGGGCCGAGCGGAACAAGCUACACUCGAGCCUGACCCAUUGCCAGACGGAGCUCGCCGAGACCAAGAACCGGGCAAAGGACCUGAACCACCAGCUGGCCCAGUUGGGCGAGCAACUGACCGCGAAGGAGGCGGAGAUCGCCAAGCAAGAAUUCCUGAUGAACAAGAUGGAAAAGGAGAAGAACAAGCUGGAGACCGGGCUGGCGAGCUGCCAGCGCAACAUCGAGGAGCUGCGCCGCGAGGCCCACAAAGCCAAGGAGGAGGAGCGCCAGCUGCGCGCCGGUUUACAGGCAGAGCAGGGGAUGGUGCGCCAUUUGAAAAAUCUGGAGUGCGCGCUGCACGAGCGGGACUCCAUAGGGGCCCAAAUGGUGCGGCGGAACGACGAGAUCAGCCUGCAGUUCAGCAAACUGCGGGAGUUGGGCGACGCGCUGAGCCAGGGAGAGGCGCAGUACGCGCAGCGGGUUCGCGAGAACCGGGAACUGAAGCUCGAGAACGACGACCUCAGGCGCGAAAAGUCGGUGCUCGAGCGCUCGGCUGCCAGCCUCGUGGAGACGCGGGCCCAGCUGUUUCGGGUGGAGCGCCAGCUGGGACAGGAGCGGCUCAAGGUGUCGGCCCUCGAGGAGGAGCUCGUCAAUCCGGCCAACGUGCACAGGUGGCGGAACCUCGAGGGAACGGACCCCGACACUUUUGAGCUGUUGAGGAAGAUACAGAUACUCCAGAGGAGGAUACUCAAGAUGUCCUCGGCCACGAUAGACCGGGAAAGGAAGCUCAGGGACACCGAGAGGCUGUACCUCGAGUUGCGCGAGGCGGUUGCCAAGCAACCCGGGCCCGAGUUGCUAGUCCGGCUCGAGAACACUCGCCGGGCUCUGAAGAACCGAGGAAAGAAGAUCAAGUGCCUCGUCGCCGAGUUGAACAUGGCAAAGCUGGCGACGGAGCACAAGUUCGAGAUCGAUAAGAUCAAAAAGGAGCUCGGCCUCGCCAGGGCCAAGUGCUUCGAGCAGAGGAAAAAAUUGCAGCUGAUGGCCGCCAAGGCGUCAGCCGAAACGCACGUAAAUCCCGACGAGGUCGAGGAGAGACCGGGCAAGACCGUACUCAUACUCACCUCCCAAAGACCGGAGGACAGUGACACCCAAUGA
Messenger RNA from Copidosoma floridanum, 2655 nucleotides. RefSeq names its product cilia- and flagella-associated protein 58-like. The record is from RefSeq and is a predicted model, not a curated record. Gene Ontology annotation, cellular component: cytoskeleton. NCBI's taxonomy places the organism in Eukaryota, Metazoa, Arthropoda, Insecta, Hymenoptera, Encyrtidae.